Messenger RNA from Calliphora vicina (urban bluebottle blowfly), 4350 nucleotides. It is a transcript of the gene Ac3, whose product is annotated as Adenylate cyclase 3. Gene Ontology annotation, cellular component: plasma membrane. NCBI's taxonomy places the organism in Eukaryota, Metazoa, Arthropoda, Insecta, Diptera, Calliphoridae. Bases 814 to 4287 code for a protein of 1157 amino acids. Gene Ontology annotation, molecular function: adenylate cyclase activity. The transcript has 20 exons. The record is from RefSeq and is a predicted model, not a curated record. Gene Ontology annotation, biological process: cAMP biosynthetic process; intracellular signal transduction; adenylate cyclase-activating G protein-coupled receptor signaling pathway.
CGUAUUUGUAAUUGUGUAUCAUCUGCUUUUCUUAAUCCGAUUCGUUACAAUAAACAGAACUGAAUAAUAAAUCAUGAAAUAAAAACUCCAGGUGUUUGUGUCCUUGAGCAACAUUAAAUAAAUAAGUAUGUAUGGUUUUGUGCCAAAGUCAAAGCUCUCUAUUUUUGAAGUUGGUGUAAAUAAUCAUUAACAAUACACACAACAACAACAAAAACAAAAAAUGACAUUUAAACGAAAAACAAUGAGGCAAGAAACCGUUAUAACAGUAACAACUACACGCAGUGAGUGAGUAUUCGAGUGAAGUGAAUUGAAUGAGAACAAGUUUAUACAGUAAAAGAGAACAAACACUUCCGUUAGUUGAGUAAACUUCCGCAUGUUUACAAGGAAAGCUUUUAGCAACUAUAAAAACAAAAACAACAAACAAACGCAUAAACAAAAAGCGCGCCUUAAUAACAAACAUUACAGUUGCUCACUCACACAACAAACGUCAGUUAGUCGUUUUACCGUUAUUCUUCUCAGCACACAUUAAACGCCUUUGUUGUUGUUGUUGUUUGUUCAUAAUUAACAGGAUAUUUCGUAAAACAAAAACAAACAAUGCCGCAAACGUGUAAAGAAUAGGUUGUGAUUUAAAAAAAAAAGCAAAACAGCAACAAAAAUGUUUUAAACAUCCUUGUGGGAUAAAAAAAAAGAGUAACACCAAAUAAACAACAGCAACAGUUAACCAACACAUUAUCAGCAAUAAUACGAUUAAUAACAAUAAUUAAAAUUUAAUAAAUAAUUAAAUAAAAAAGAAAACAAAGUACAGUUAGCACUAUGUCCGAAACAAAAUUAAACAAUUGCAAUAAUAUUGAGAAUGGUGUGUCGUCAUUAACAUCCAUCAAUAAAAAUAAAGAUGAAAUCAAUGAGUCCUCGGAAGGACCCACCGUUACGUUACCCCACUCCGUUUUAAACAAUUUAUUUACAACAUUUUAUGUCAAUCAAAGACGUGAAGCUCUCAAAUGGUUCCUCCUCGCAUAUCUCUGCUUUAGUAUAUACACUCUUGGCAUACCGGCAGAGCAGUCGAUUCAGAACAGAACAUGUUAUAUUAUAUUCGAUAUAAUAGCAGUUAGUAGUUGGUUGCUUAUGUUUGCGGCCAGUAAAUAUGAGAGAUUCAAAUUGAAAAGGCCCUUUUAUAUAGGCAUAUUCAUAAGCAGUGCACCAAUAGUCAUAUGGACAUGUUUUAUAAUACAUUUUGUAACAUACUCUUUCGUCCAGCAAGGAACAAUAUCCGCAAGAGAACUCUUGGGAUGGGCCAUUUUAUUUAAUUUUCUGGUACCAGUGAGUUUACCCGUUCCUUUAUACUACACCGGAUGUUUUAUGUGUUUUAUAACGUUUUUCGGCUACUAUGCCCUCAUCUAUUUGUCGGCACGUGAUGAUCCCCUGUUCAACGAAAUGUUGCUGGCAAACAUGGUUUUGGUGUCGGCCGCUUUAAUGAUUGGUCUGCUGUACUAUGACAUGAAUGCAGCGAAACAAAGGCGGGCAUUUUUGGAGGCCAAGAAGAGUCUAGAGGUGAAAAUGAUUAUAGAAGAUCAAUCAGCGGAACAAGAACGUUUGCUAUUGUCGGUGUUGCCAAAACAUGUGGCCGAAAAAAUGAGACAGGAUCUGGGUUCCACGAGUUCAGAGCCAUUCAAAAAAAUCUACAUGAGUCGUCAUGAGAAUGUCAGUAUUUUAUAUGCUGAUAUAGUGGGUUUUACCGCCAUUUCAUCUACAUACAGUGCUCAGGACUUGGUUAAGAUGUUAAAUGAGUUAUUUGCCCGUUUCGAUAGAUUAGCAGAGAAAUAUCAACAACUACGUAUAAAAAUUCUAGGCGAUUGUUAUUAUUGCAUUAGUGGAGCACCAGACGAACGACCAGAUCAUGCUGUGCUUUGUGUACACAUGGGUUUGUCAAUGGUAAAGGCUAUAAAAUAUGUGCAGCAAAAGGCCAAUUCACCUGUUGACAUGCGAGUUGGUAUACAUACGGGUGCUGUAUUGGCCGGAAUAUUGGGACAACGUCAGUGGCAAUUUGAUGUCUAUUCAAAGGAUGUUGAAUUAGCUAAUAAAAUGGAAUCAAGCGGAAAGGCUGGUCGUGUUCAUAUUUCUGACAAAACUUUGGCGUAUCUAACUGGUGAAUUUGAAGUGGAACCAGCAUAUGGAGAGAAACGUGAGGAAGCCUUACGUAUAGCUGGCCUCAAAACUUAUUUUAUAAAAAAAGUUCUGAAGCCUUUCGCCUCCCCCAAUGCUAAGAAAAUCAACGAAACACAGAACGGCAACAACGACGACAAUGACGAUACUUUGGAUGACGAGCUAUUGGCUGAAAGUCAAGAUGAUAAAGUUAAAGAUACACAAGCGGAGACCGAAGUUUGUGAUAAACCGACCUUAUUUAAAGAGGAACUACGCAACGUUUUACGAGAUCGAGACUAUUAUGCACACAUUGAUCAAGAUACCGAUUGUUUGCUAAAAUUUAAACUUAAAGAAUUUGAAGAUGAUUACACGGCCUACAGAGAACCAUUCUCCUCAUUGCCACUUAUAUCUGCUUUAAUAGUACAAACUAUGGAUAUAGUUUAUUCAUUUUUAAUAUUACCGAGAUCUCCAUUACAUUUUGUUAAUAUAGCAGCUACUUUAGUGCCCAUUUUCAUGUUAGUCUUCAUAAGUGUGGCGGAAAGCUUUCCCAAAUAUUUGCCGGCUUUCUUCGUCAGCAUUAGUAAACGUUACAAUGAUUUUACUUUUGUGCGUGAAUUAACCGCCAUUAUUAUAGUACUUACCUUAGGACUUAGUAAUAUUAUCGAUGAGUAUUUCUUUGUGGCCUAUAUCAAAUCGGAACAUAUUGUGAGUGAGAGUGUUUUUAAUAAAACCCAAAGUGAAGAAGAUUUUUUGGUAGCCGAGCCCAUGAUUGAUGCUACACCCGAUCCUUUAGAUAAUAUCGUGUAUCCCUCCUAUUUAAGCAAUUUUUGUGUUUUAAUACUAAUUGCCACAACUGUCAUAGCACAACUAACACAUUUUGUCAAAAUCAUAUUACUGACACAGAUAACCGGUUUACACUGGUAUUUUAAUAUUUAUGUCCUCAACGAUUUGUAUGCUUUGGAAGAUGAUUUGGCCUUCAAUCCAAUUGUUUCAACAAGCCAUAUAAUGUCUGCAGCUUUGGUAUUUAUUACCAUUUCUUUGGCAUUCUGGGCCAGACAUAUGGAUCGUGAAGAUCGUGUCAUAUUUAAAUGGAAAUUAUUGGUAACUGAACAAAAAGAAAGGGCCGACGAUAUGCGCAAACGUAACGAAGCAUUAGUUUAUAAUGUGUUGCCGGUACAUGUUGCCGAACAUUUCAUGAAGAAUUCAAAACGUUCCCAUGAUGAUCUAUAUUCACAAAGUUAUGCGGAAGUGGGUGUUUUAUUUGCCAGUAUGCCAAAUUUUUCAGAUUUUUAUUCUGAGGAAACUGUUAACAAUCAAGGUUUAGAAUGCUUGCGGUUUCUAAAUGAAGUUAUAUCGGAUUUUGAUGCACUAUUGGAGCUCCCUCAAUUCCAGGAUAUUAUUAAAAUAAAAACUAUAGGUUCCACCUAUAUGGCGGCUAGUGGCAUAAAUUUGAAUCGUGAUAUAAAGCCUGGUGAUCCCAUAACCAAAAGAUGGGCCCAUUUGGCUUUAUUGGUGGAGUUUGCUUUAGAGCUGAAGAAGACUUUGCAGGACAUAAAUGAACAAUCGUUUAAUCACUUUGUUUUGAAGAUGGGUGUUAAUCAUGGACCUAUCACAGCCGGUGUUAUAGGCGCUAGGAAACCUCAUUAUGAUAUUUGGGGAAAUACGGUAAACGUGGCUUCUAGAAUGGAAAGUACAGGAAAAGCGGGCGCAAUACAAGUUACAGAAGAAACUUGUAAUAUAUUGCAAGAGUUUGGUUAUUCCUUUUUGCAAAGGGGUUUGGUCAGCGUUAAAGGAAAGGGACAAUUAAUGACCUAUUAUUUAAGAGGUAAGUCUGAUAAGAAAACAUCCGAACUUCAAGUAGAGUAUAAUGCUAAUGAUCAUGAUACACCUGUUACACCCAUUAUUGCUGCUAUCAAUCCAGACGACAUACCUGUACAGCAGGGUAUGAUUGGCAAUAUUGUUAAUCCAACUUCGGAAAGUGAAGUACAUUUAAAACUAGACGAUACGGAUGCGGCUGAUAUUAAAACUCCUCUAUUGAAUCUCAAAACAAAUGCCAACUCAAAAUCAGCCAGUCCAAUUAAGGUCUGUGCAAAUGGUGAAAUGACUACGGAAGAAGAUGCUUUAAUAACUACCGAAGAAACAAUGUAAAAUCUGUGACAAAUUUUAAAUUUUAGCUCAUUAUAAUACAAUUAAACAAACAAACAAACAAAA